Schistosoma intercalatum is the source of this 1252-nucleotide messenger RNA. NCBI's taxonomy places the organism in Eukaryota, Metazoa, Platyhelminthes, Trematoda, Strigeidida, Schistosomatidae. The record is from the annotation of a GenBank genome assembly.
CAGAAAACUGCUUCCUGGGACGGCCAUUACUCCUCUUAGUUUUUGUUCAUUGUUUCGAAUUAUGACAUACAUGACUUUGUUGCAGCGCAUUGAAUUGGAGCGAGGAAAACGGGAACCGGGAGAAAUCACGGAGCUGAAUUUGGACAACUCAAAAUCCGUGGAUAUCGAAGGUCUUACGGAUGAAUACUCGUCCUUAGAGGUCUUGAGCAUGAUGAACGUUGGUCUUCAAAGUUUGGCUGGUUUGCCUUCUCUUGCCAGCUUAAAAACUCUUGAGUUGUCGAAUAAUUUGAUAUCUGGUGGUCUUGACGCUCUGCUCAAAUGUCCCAACAUUGAGCAACUUAAUCUAAGUAGCAAUAAAAUUGAAUCAAUGGAUGUAUUGAUUCCACUGGCUAAACUAUCCGAACUCAAGAGUUUGGACCUCGGAAACUGUCCUGUCACCACUACAGAGAAUUACCGUAAAAAGGCUUUUGCAAUGAUACCCUCUUUAAAGUAUUUGGACGGUCUUGAUGAGAACAACGAGGAAGAAGUGUUUGGAAACGAUUUUCUCAAUGGAGGUCUUGAUGAAGAGGCAGACGGUGUCGAUGAAGCUGAUGAAGAGGAUGAUGAAGGAUCUGAUGAGGAAGACGAAUGUGACGACGAAAUUGGCAUUGAAGCCCUUCAACAAAGUGGUGAACUUGAAGAUGAUGAGGAUGACUAUGCUCCAGGCGAAGAUGAGGAAGCGGAAUUAGAUGAUUACGACGAUGUGGAUGAUGAAGAUGAUGACGAGGUAGAGGAAGACAACGGGGCUAACCUUUCGGCUGCCAACGUGAGUGGACCUCGACGUCCUGGUACCAAGCGGCGUCAUGAUGACAUUCAAGAUGGGAAAAAUGGGGAUAAAGCGGAGCACUGUGGAACUAAGCAUAAGCACGUUGAAGAUCGUGUGGAGACCCACGUUGAAAACGGAUCAACUGCGGAUGAUUAGACAGUUGAUAUAAACUUCAUUGUUCUUAUUUAGGCCAAAUUCCUAUUGUAUAUGUUAUGUUCAUGUUCAUCUUUUAUGUUUAACCACAAAUUCACCGAAAAUGAACUAUGUAUUUGUACAGUACAUUUGCUGACAUCUUUUUUCGACAACACAUAAUUCAGUGUUAGCUAAUGCAUUUACUCAUUUGUAAUACUUUAUUACAUUGUUAAAUUUUCGAAACAUCUUUUUAACUAAAAUCGAUCCAUAUUUGUUGGGUUUUAAUCAUUAUAAAUUGAAUUGUCAUCUUAAUAA